Messenger RNA from Talpa occidentalis (Iberian mole), 733 nucleotides. It is a transcript of the gene LALBA, whose product is annotated as lactalbumin alpha. The transcript has 4 exons. NCBI's taxonomy places the organism in Eukaryota, Metazoa, Chordata, Mammalia, Eulipotyphla, Talpidae. Gene Ontology annotation, molecular function: lactose synthase activity; calcium ion binding. Gene Ontology annotation, biological process: lactose biosynthetic process. The coding region runs from base 41 to 484 and encodes 147 amino acids. The record is from RefSeq and is a predicted model, not a curated record.
UAAAAGGAGCUCGAGUUGACUGGUGUCCCCAUUCAGGUCCAUGGGGGCAGCCGAAAUGAUGUCCUUCCUCUCUCUGCUCCUGGUGGGCAUCCUGCUCCCUGCUACCCAGGCCAAGCAGUUUACGAGAUGUGAGCUAUCCCGGGAGCUGAGGGAGAUGGACGGCUACAGGGGCGUCACUCUGCCAGAAUGGAUCUGCAUUAUAUUCCACAGCAGUGGUUGUGACUCACAAACUGUAGUCAGCAACAACGGCAGUACAGAGUACGGACUCUUUCAGAUCAGUAACAAGCUUUGGUGUAAAGACAACCAGAACCUUGAGUCAAAGAACAUCUGUGACAUGUCCUGUGACAAGUUCCUGGAUGAUGACCUCACGGAUGACAUGAUGUGUGCUCGGAAGAUCCUUGAUAAAGAAGGCAUUGACCACUGGUUGGCUCAUAAACCGCUCUGCUCUGAGAAGCUGGAACAGUGGCGCUGUGAGAAGUGGUAACGCCUGCUGUCCCUCUGUGCCUGCCCGCUCCAUCUGCCCUGUCCGUGUUCGUAGAAUUCCUCUUCCCUGUGGCUACCUCAGUUUGCUUCUUUUUAUCCCCUCGACAUUAAUUUAUCACUGCAUUCUGGGCCCUGUGGGAUACACUGGACAUUGGAGAACUGUUCUCCGGGGACACACAGCUGGUGCACUAGAUUCCUGCUCAGUUUCCCUGAUGACAUUUCAGUUCAAUGGAUUCCACCUCUGUUCUGA